Messenger RNA from Penicillium oxalicum, 5826 nucleotides. RefSeq names its product dopey family protein. Lineage: Eukaryota; Fungi; Ascomycota; Eurotiomycetes; Eurotiales; Aspergillaceae. The transcript is spliced from 6 exons. The record is from RefSeq and is a predicted model, not a curated record. Gene Ontology annotation, biological process: Golgi to endosome transport. Bases 1 to 5826 code for a protein of 1941 amino acids. Gene Ontology annotation, cellular component: endosome; trans-Golgi network.
AUGUGGAAGAUCCAGCUUCCAGGAACGGACGGCCGAUGGGAUGAAUGUGGUGCGGAGCGUUCCGUGACGUCGAUUGCGGAGGGGAAAGUUAAGAGACGGCGGAGCUUCGAAGGCGGACAAAACAUCACUUUAGCCGCCUCUCCGCACCGGAAACUUCUCAGGCAUCUGGCCUUAUCUGUCCACUCGUUUUACUCAUUUUACUCGUCAUGUCCCAAAUAUGACAGAGGGCUCUCUCUCGACCCUGAAGUCAUUUCAUCCUGCGUCACUGGCACCAUGAGCCUUGAUCCCAGUGCCUUUCCGAGGUCGGACUCCCCCGCAAGCUCCGAAAGCUCCCUAACACGAUCUCUGAAAAGAGAUAAGACCUACCGCCGCUAUGCUUCGAGCGUGGAACGCGCCUUGUCGCUCUUCGACAAUGCGUUGCAGGAAUGGGCCGAUUACAUUUCCUUCCUUAGCCGUCUGCUGAAGGCCCUCCAAAAUCACCCACCGGAUCAAAAUAUAGUGCCACAUAAAGUUCUGGUAUCAAAGCGACUCGCUCAAUGUCUCAACCCCUCAUUGCCGUCAGGAGUUCAUCAAAAGGCGCUAGAAGUCUACACAUACAUAUUCGGGUUGAUCAAGCUCGAGGGACUCUCGCACGACCUCCCAUUGUACCUACCCGGUCUUGCCCCGACGUUAACUUUCGCAUCGCUCACCGUUCGUCCGCUUUUCUUAUCUCUGGUGGAGGGUUAUAUUCUCGAUCUUGAACCAUGGGCUUUGAGGCCAGCUUUGAAAUCAAUCUUGCUCGCAUUGCUGCCUGGGCUUGAAGAAGAGACGAGCGAAGAAUUCGGGCCUACGAUGAGAAUUAUCAACAAACUGCGGGACGUUUCGGGACGACUUGAAACCCAGAAAGCAUCAGAGGUUGAAGACGGUCCAUCAGGCCAGUACUUUUGGCAGUGUCUCUUUCUGGCCUCGAUCACGAAUAGCAGCCGGCGGCUCGGGGUGCUUGCAUAUCUAAAUCGCUACUUCCCAAAACUAGGCAUCACCGAUCGCCGACACAGCACAAGAAGCGACAGCGAAGCGAAGGAAGCUUUGGAUCAGAUUUCAGUGGCCGCUGAAUCUGUUAUCCGGCCAGAGCCUGGCUUGCUGAUUCGCUGUUUUGCAACGGGUCUGCAAGAUGAGCAGCUUCUGGUGCAGCGAAAUUUUCUUGACCUCUUAGUCACCCACUUGCCUUUGAAUUCUCCGAUCUUGCAAUCUCACAUCAUCGAUCCCGAUCGUGAGCUCUUAAUCAUUGCCGCAGUAGGUGUGGUGACACGGCGAGACAUGAGCUUGAACCGUCGUCUUUGGGCGUGGCUUUUAGGGCCAGAGCCAACGCACGAAGGGCACUCUGAUGAGCACAAGUCAUCAGCCGACGCUUCACGGCCGGCUGAUAACGACUCGAACGAGCUGUCACAAUCUCAGUACUUCAGUCAAGUUGGUUUGCAACCACUGAUCAAUGGUCUCCUCAAGAUGAUUGAAACCGCACCGACAAUACCCUCGGAACGGACCAAGCCGUUUCGAAUUGCACUGUCCUUGAUGGAUCGUUGGGAGAUAGGCGGUCAAAUUGUUCCAGCUGUGUUCUUCCCGAUCAUGAAUAGUGUUCAGUCAUACGAGAAGGAGGCGCCCAAAGCCCAUUUCGAAGAGGUUUUCCGCAGUGCCAGUGCUUUCUUCGAUGGUGUCGAAAGCAGUGUCAUAUUUGCGGAACUUUUAGGUUUGAUAGACUUUACCGUAUCGGAAGUCGACAGCGGCAAUGGCCAAUCCUUGCACAAGCUGGAACUGGCAAGCUUUGUUCUCGAUAACUUCAAUGUCCAUGAAGAUGAGAUGGUCCAGAUCCACGCACCUUUGCUAACAGUAUCAAUGCUCGCCAAAAUGCGUGAACUCUCACACCCACCAGCGCCCACCUCAGAGAUCAGGGUUGCAAGACAUGCUGUUUUUCAAUCAUCGCAUACAGUGCUCAAGCUGCUAAUUGCAUUACUCAAUGAGCGCGCCUUCUCGAGGAAGACUGCAUCAGAAAAGUCUGUCUCCAUGGAUGCGAAAAUUGAAGCAAAUGAAAUUCUUCCCAAAAUCCACCAAUUCUACGAAAACAGCAAGAGCAGUCUUGAACUUCCACCUCUCCCAGUCGGUCCGAAGCACCUUGGCGAAAUGAUCAUCAAGGAGGCCUACGAGCUGUCCAUCGAAGCGCUUGAAAGUCAAAGUCCAGACGCUGCUUUGAAUGAGAAAUCAAGUAUUCUUGUCAAGCUACUCCAAAAGCUCCCAAGAUCACGCAUUCUUCGGGACAGACGAUUCAUUGACGCCAUUUCGAUCAGAUUGACGAGGGCGACCGCUAGCAUGACCUCAGCGUCUUUUGAAAUCCUAACAACGAUUGCCUCUGUGGUUACUAGUCUCUUCUUCACUCAGAGUCCAGGACUCUACGUCAGCUCUUCAGAUGUGUCGGCCCUCAUACCUCUUCUGACUGAAAGAAUCUGGACCUAUCUUUCCCCAAUGUGCCCAAAAUUCCACGUCGAGGCUGUGCGCUGUCUGUGGUUGCUUCACUCAAUAUCAUGGGUGGACCAUCUGGUUGAGGCUUCGAUCACUUCACUCAUGAUCCGCGAUUCUUCAAAUGGCUUCGCGCACCUCUCUUCAGAUAAGCAAGCUGAACGGUUCUAUGUUCUGUGGAAUCACAGUCAUCACGGUGGACAUGACCAGCCUCCUAAGCAAGUUCUAGAAGUCGGAGGAACGGCAUUCUCCUACCAAUGUUCCUUGCUUGAACGUCCACUCUUCAUUGUGCUGGAUUUGUUGUCCCAAGAACCGGGCGAUAUCCCCCAGAACGUGCAACAGUGGCUUCAAGAGCUUCCCUCCAUUCACAAAGUCUUCUACAUUCUUGUCUCCAAACUUGAUGAGCUUUUCGAGCGAGGUGUUCCUGGUUUAAAACAAGACCAGGCCAUUUCGCCGGACGACUUAAGAGAGUGCACUUACUUGCUGCGAACCGCCUCAAAUAUCAUUUCGACUCUCGCACAACAUGGGUGGAUGACACUACUCACAUCAACAUUGAGUCAGCCCGAGAAAAAGCCAGAUGCGAUUGGCCGUGGUAGUAGUAUAGACUCACAGAGCCUGCACGCUUCACUGUUUUGGUUUUGUUUGCAAAUCAUUCGGGCUCAGUCGGCGGCCACGGCGGAGACCCACUCUGACAGCGAUAAACUCCAGAGUUCUGCCUUGCAGCUUCUGCGACAACUUCUUCUGGGGCCUGGUGCUGCGGAUUUAGUUGAAUCUGGCAUCGAUAGCAUAUUGGUUGAUCGACUUCUCGUCGCUUCAGAUGACAACAGCAGUAGCCUGGUCCAAGGAGCGCUAAUUGACGCGCUUCUCGCCUCCCUCAAAGUACGCUUCGCCCAUGUCUAUCUGCCGCCUCACCCUCCCCGGCCCAAGCAACAGCGACCACCUUCGCGGUCCCGCGAACGGUUGACCAGUCCAUCAAUACUAUCAUUCACCACUGAGAAGGCAGAAAAAUCACCUUCAACGCCUCAAUUUCCGCAGCCGCCUGAGCACUUGCUGGACUGCUUGCUCAAAGGCAUUGCUUCCACUAAAUCACGAGAGAUUUUGGAUAAGUGGAUAGGCCUCCUUUGCGAAGUGCUUCCACUCUUCUCGCACUCCAUUUUUCAGGUUCUGCUGACGCUUGUAGGGUGCCUUUGCAAGGAGAUCAAAGCCUACUUUGGCAAGCUCCAGCAAGCGUUUGAGCAGACAGAAGACUGGUCCAUGGAUAGAUCUGAGCAUGUGACCAUCACCCUUCUUACCGGCCUGGAGACCUCCAUUGCGCACGCGCACGAACGUCUUGUUAGGGAAGAGUCGCAUACUCCUGUUGCAAAAAGCCCCGACCUCCCGCAAGGCUUUUUUGGGAAUAUGGUAUCUGGUGUCUUCAACUCAGAUAGCAGCCAAGGCAGGCCCAACACUGCGAACGACCGUCUGACGGUCUUACUUUGUUUGCAAGACGCAGUUCGCCUUUGCUUCUCAAUUUGGGCGUGGGGGGCUAGUGAUGGGGCUGGGUUUGCGCUUGACUCGGAAUCGCUUGCUUCGUUCCAAUACACAUCACUGCGCAUGCGAAAUAGGACUCGCCGGAUUCUCGAGCAUUUCUUUGAUGCCGAGGCCUUGGAAUGCUUGGAAACUUUGGUAGAGAUGUGGGCUAAGUCUGACAUCAAGACUGCAUCACUGAUCUUCAGUCUUCUUCACACACUGGAUGGAUCCAGUCCCAAAAUCACGAUCCCAGCUGUUUUCAAUGCAAUCUACACGCGCACAAAUCCUGCCGCGUUGGAUCAACAUCGCAAGUCGUCACUCACGUCCAGUGUUUCUGAAUCUGAGCUUGCUAGUUUCCUGGUCGCAUAUGCCCGUUCACUGGACGAUGACGUUCUCGACGAAAUCUGGACUGACUGUACGACCUUCCUGCGCGACGUGCUCAGUAAUCCCUUCCCGCAUCGUCAGAUUCUCCCCCGGCUUAUCGAGUUCGCGGCAAUCUUGGGGACGAAAUUGGAAAAUACCACAUUUGGCGAAGAUCGGCGAAUGCGGAAAGAGCUCGGAGAUGUGGUGCUGCGGCUGUUGACAGCUGUGUUUACCAGCAAGCCCCUUGGACUGAAUCAAGAACCGGGUCUUAUGGCCAGGCCAUCCUUCGACCAUGACCGUAGCGCUGUGUCGCAUACUGGCCCAGACGACAUGCUCAGUAUUCUGGCAGUAUCGAUGCCCUCGUUCUUGACGACCUUGGGGGAUUCGGAUCGUAUCAAUACAGCCAUCAGUGCUGUUUCCACCAACCUAGUCGGGCCCUUGAUCCGAUCUCGCCUAUUCCCAAACAAUCUCAACCGCAAUGUCAUGGUCAUAUUGCAACAGAUGGUCAAGGUGCCGGCUGCAGCCAAGCUGUGGAAGAAGGACAUCGCCGAUGCCUUUAAUGACUCGCGGUUCUUCGGCAUCCACAAGGACCUGGUUCAGAGCAAUUGGCUGGAACUUCUCCGGCAAUGGACGCUUUCCGAUAGGGACCGUUUGUCCGAGAUUCUCACUCGUCUUCCCCCACCCAGUGCAGCGGGCAUCAUGUUUGGGGUUGGCGCGUCUGCUGCGCGACUCGAGGCAGACCGGAAGGCACAACUCAAUCUUCGUCGAAUCGCUCUCUUAAUUCUUUCGGCGGAUCGCGACUACUUUGUUGCCGAGCUGCCGGGAUUACUUCAGAAGAUUGAGGAUCUUCUCGCUGCGACUAAUGUUUCUUCUCCCUCAUCGGCUACUUGCUCGGAAAUCUUCAUGGUUCUCCGCGCUGUAGCGUUGAAGACAUCGGCCAACGCGAUCGCUCCAUUCUGGCCGAUGAUCAACAUGGAACUACAAGAGGCGAUGGCCACGGUUCCUCGAGCCUCGCAAGCUGAGCUCUUCAAUCCGUACUCGUUGCUGCAAGCUUGCAAGCUUCUUGAUGUUUUAUUGACCAUCGCUCCUGAUGACUUCCAGCUCCUCGAAUGGCUCUUUGUCACUGACACGAUCGACGCGGUGUAUCCUCCCAACCGGUGGGAACCGGUGGCUCUGGCUGACGAAGUCUCACAAAGUUUCGGACCUCGUGGUGUCUUUUCGCCGACUCUUCCCGGAGACUCUUCCGAACCGGACGCACGCCCGGGCUUCAAACGACCUUGGCUCAUUUCCGACCAGAUCCGAGAAACCGCCAAGGACGAGAUUGUGGAGCGCAUUUUGCGCCCCUUCUUCAAUCGAUUGAGCAUCUACGUGUUUGAGAGUACCUAUGGGAUGGGGAACGUGGAUCUCGAAGUGUGCCAGCAUGACCUCCUGGCCGAUCUGUUCAACGAGAGUACUAUGGCCAGUUAG